AGGAAAAAACGAAAGUGCAAAAACGGAAAACCCCUCCGUCCCCAAGGGGUUAAACACCAAAUCUUGAGAAGCCCCUGCAUUGUCACUCUCUUACAGUCAUGGGGGAAGACACACUUGUUUGGUGGUGCAGGUGCAAUUUUCAGUGAUGGAGGGGUGUAGGUGCUAAAUAUUCUGUUCUUGCCUUGGACGCAAAAGGAUCUGUGACUCCCCAGGCCCUAUCCAGUCAGUGCACUGGGUUGUGUCACACUCUCCAUUACACGAGUACAGUACUGAGGUGUCAGGGAGUUACAUCCUAAAAAGUGCUAUAAGCAAACUGCUACAUGAAGAACUCCAAUUCCCUAGCACAGCUGCUGCUGACAGGCUGUUCCCGCCCUUUUAUUCCUACGAGCAGGAACCAUCACAAGGACUUGCUUCUCGUUCACACAGGUCUCUGCGGUCCUCAGCUCCACAGCUGCAAAACGCGCAGCCAGCGGGCGGGUCACUGUAAGCUCACACUGCUAAUAGCAUCAUCAUCAUCAUCAUCAUCAUUCUGCUCAUCAUCAUCAUCUGUAAGAGCAGCGCCCUCCCCCUGCUCCUCCCGGGCUCUCCGCACACACUGGGCCCCACCAGACACCGCUCUCCCCCCGACCCCCGCAUCACACAAUACACGCAGGACUGAGGAGGAAGUGGAAAUACGAGGAAGGGAGGAGAAACAGUGAACAGGAUCGGGGGGAUAAGGGCCCCGACCAGCGGGCUGUGGAGAAGGAGCGUUCAGUGUGGCCGAGGUCCAGCCUGAAGCAGUGAGAAUAAUACACCUUCAAAGUAAACAUUGAAAGGAAACCCAAAGAUGGCAGCAAAUAAACCGAAGGGACAGAACUCUCUGGCACUGCAUAAAGUCAUCAUGGUUGGAAGUGGAGGUGUGGGAAAAUCUGCUUUAACACUUCAGUUUAUGUAUGAUGAGUUUGUAGAAGACUAUGAACCAACCAAAGCAGAUAGCUACCGCAAGAAAGUUGUGCUGGAUGGUGUGGAGGUCCAGAUUGACAUCUUAGACACAGCAGGCCAAGAGGACUAUGCAGCUAUCAGAGACAAUUACUUCCGAAGCGGUGAGGGUUUCCUUUGUGUCUUUUCCAUCACAGAACAAGAAUCUUUUGCUGCUACUGCAGAUUUCAGGGAACAGAUACUACGUGUAAAAGAAGAUGAGAAUGUUCCUUUCCUUCUUGUCGGAAACAAAUCAGAUCUGGAAGAUAAGAGACAGGUAUCUGUAGAAGAGGCAAAGAGCAGAGCUGAUCAGUGGAACGUUAACUAUGUUGAGACCUCAGCAAAGACAAGAGCCAAUGUUGACAAGGUGUUUUUUGAUUUGAUGCGAGAAAUUCGUGCCCGAAAGAUGGAAGACAGUAAGGAGAAGAACGGCAAGAAGAAAAGAAAAAGCUUAGCCAAGAGGAUAAGGGAAAGAUGCUGCAUUUUAUAAUGAAGGCCAUGUUCCUCAUUUUUUCUUUCUGUUUAUUUUUUCAGUUUUUUUUUCUUUUGCUUUUUUUUUUAUAGUUAAAACCCAUGACCUGUUAGCAUGCUGUGCUUACCAUAGCAAAGACAUUACAAUAUAUCCUAAGCAUGAUUUGGACGAAGCUUUGAACUGGCAUUCAACUUCACUUACACAUAACAAAGGGAACAAGGAAAACAAAACUAUUACUGCAAUAUCUGAAUGUACACAGUUUGUUAGAAGCAGCUGUAGUCUGUGGAUAAGUACUGUAACACCUGGGGUAAGGAGUUUUCCUAAAAAAAACUUUAUGUAUUAUUUACAUGCUUUUAGGAAGUUCUUAAGGAUUCUGCAUCAAACUAGGCUCAGAACAAUUUGUUCUGGUUAAAGCCUAAUACAACAGCAGGUGUUCUGCUAGAUGAUUCAUAUGUAGCCAGGUUCAGGCUCUCUCAUAUUCACUGUAGAUCUGAAUAUGCCUUAGUAGACCUAUCGCACGAUAAAUGAGCUGCUUCAGAGGCUAAAUAUAGACUUUUUCAAAUUUAGCCACAUCAGCUGAUGUAUGAACUGAUAGGUUAGAUAUUCAUUAAAAUCCAUAUGUGGCUACAUCAUAUAUCCUUUUGAGACCUAGGGCCGGAAUGAAAGAAUUCAUAUAGACUAAAAUUUUAUCAACCCGAUAUCUUUGGAAGAAUUUAGCUACAGUGUUUUAAGAUGCAUUUAACUGGCAUCUAGCAGUUAUAAGGCCUUCAACUAAAAGUUACCAAAUAAGCAAAAGUUUAUUACCUUAGGGCACGUUGCAGGAUAUGCCAUUAUCAUGGGCAUCUGUCUAUUUUGUGGGACAUGUCAUAUUUUAUGGUUUACCUCUCCUAGAGGAAAUUAAUUUUUGAGUGUGUGUUUCCUAAUGUAAGUGUAACCACAUUUUUUUUCUUAAAAAAAUAGGUUUAUAUGGGACAUUGCUCUAUUAUACUAGUAAGGAAAGGUGGUUCAUGCAGGUAGGUCUCUGCUUUAAUAGACUCCCAUAGCAUCUUUAGAAGCUUUAUAUUACAGACCAAGGGCCUAGCUGUGAGUUGUAUCUUCAAUACAAGACUUGUUAGCUAUGGAUUUAAUUAAAAAGAAAAUGUCCAAAGUGGUAAAUGAGCAUUCAGACUUGCAGCACUUUUUAAUGUAAUCCCUGGAGAACAAUACAAAAAAGACGUUAAACUCUAGACCAUUACCUGGCAAUUUAUAAUGAAUUAAGGCUUUGGCUCUAUCUUUAAACACAGUUCUGGCAUGGGCACUACAAACGUGGCCUGAUUAUACGUUUUAGUAGUACUCAAAUUAUUACCAAUGAUGAAUAGCUUUAGAAAGAUUCCCCUGUGUAAUUUUCAGCAGUAUGUAGAUAAACUAGUGUGCUUCGUAAGCUAUGCUGAAUAGUCACACAGCCAAUCUUAAGAUCCUCCCUUCCAGCUUGAUUGAUAUUCCCUGGCUGAGUUUUCUUUAACUCCCUGCUUAUACACAGUGUAGUGUGAAGAACUUUGUGGGGCUUUGCUGCUGCACCAUGCAUGUCUAGGGAGAACAACUUAAAGGGGUUAUCCAGGAAAAAACUUUUUUUUUUAAUAUAUCAACUUGCUCCAGAAAGUUAAA
This is a messenger RNA of Hyla sarda, 3073 nucleotides long. RefSeq names its product RAS like proto-oncogene A (gene RALA). Gene Ontology annotation, molecular function: GDP binding; GTP binding; GTPase activity. The transcript has 5 exons. Gene Ontology annotation, cellular component: plasma membrane. The record is from RefSeq and is a predicted model, not a curated record. NCBI's taxonomy places the organism in Eukaryota, Metazoa, Chordata, Amphibia, Anura, Hylidae. Gene Ontology annotation, biological process: Ras protein signal transduction; regulation of exocytosis. Bases 827 to 1447 code for a protein of 206 amino acids.